Molecule: messenger RNA, 945 nt
Organism: Rubroshorea leprosula
Lineage: Eukaryota; Viridiplantae; Streptophyta; Magnoliopsida; Malvales; Dipterocarpaceae
Source: the annotation of a GenBank genome assembly
AUCUGGAUCAACGAAAAUGAGUGGUUUCUGUGAACACAAACCACAUCUCCACAUUAUCAAAAUUUUCCAGGAAAAUUGGAAAAUCAAAACCCAACAGUUUUUGAAUCCCAUUCUCCAUUUUUAGUGGCAUUUUAGAAUCUCCAGCAGGAGAGAUUUAGAAGAGGGUGAGAAUAUUUCAUUCCUGUUUAGUGGUUCCAUAGCCAUGGCCUCAACUUCCUCCACCACACUCUACAUCUCUUCCUCAUCCACCCUUGUCGACGCCAAGGCUCCUCGCCAACCGACUGCCGCUUCGCCGCAAUGUGUCACCAUUCCUACCCUCACUCCUCCUCCCGUCUCGUCUCAAACCCGCCCCUGGAAGACCACUGCUUACUGUCGCAAGAUUGCUCGGAAUGUGAUGGCUAUGGCGACAGGAGAGGCUCCGGCAGAAGUUGCAGCCACUGAACUACCGGAGGUUGUGAAGACAGUCCAAGAAGCUUGGGAUAAGGUUGAAGACAAAUAUGCUGUGACCUCACUUGCUCUUGCUGGCGUUGUUGCCCUCUGGGGAUCUACCGGGAUGAUCUCGGCAAUUGAUAGGCUUCCUUUGAUUCCCGGUGCUCUGGAGAUUGUUGGCAUUGGCUACACAGGGUGGUUUGCAUACAAGAACCUCGUUUUCAAACCGGACAGGGAAGCUUUGAUACAGAAAAUAAGGGACAUAUACCAAGAAAUAAUCGGAAGCAGCUAGAGCCGAGAUGAGGGUGAACUUUUGGUUCGUGAAGCAGAAUUAUUCGUGGAGAUUGCAAAUGCGCUUCUUUUUUUUUUUUAAUUAGCACAAGUUCUAACCGGAGAAAACUUGAAUAAUGUGCUUUUGCCCUGGACAAUCAAAUACAUGUAUAUUGCUAUUUUUCUUGUGUUUCCUUUCCUCCUUGUAGCCCUACUCUUUAAUGCUAAUAAUCAUCUUCUUUUGUG